Messenger RNA from Cucurbita pepo subsp. pepo (vegetable marrow), 1339 nucleotides. Its product is annotated as cathecol O-methyltransferase 1. NCBI's taxonomy places the organism in Eukaryota, Viridiplantae, Streptophyta, Magnoliopsida, Cucurbitales, Cucurbitaceae. The record is from RefSeq and is a predicted model, not a curated record. Gene Ontology annotation, molecular function: protein dimerization activity; O-methyltransferase activity.
UAUCUUCUACACCAACCAUUAAAAAAGUUGCUGCUGCAGCCUCAGCUUCUCCUCCUCAUCACAGAGCUCCGGCGAUGGCUUCCACGGCGAAGGAACGCUCAACUGUGGCUUCCUCCAACUCCGACGACGGCCAAGAACAACAACACUACUCUUACGCUGCGCAAUUGGUUACCUCAUCAGUUCUGCCGAUGACACUCCAAGCAGCCUUCGAGCUUGGCUUGUUUGAGAUCUUGGCCAAGGCUGGCGAUGGGGCCGAGCUGUCUCCGACUGAGAUAGCCACUAAGAUAACCACCUCGAACCCGGAUGCUGCGUCGAUGAUCGAUCGGAUCCUGAGGCUUAUGGCGGCCCACGCGGUGGUGGGGUGCUCUGUGAUCAUUGAUGAAAAUGGGAAUCAGCAGAGAUUGUAUAGCCUUGCGCCGGUGGCUAAGUAUUUUGUUCCGAAUGAAGAUGGCGUGUCGUUGGGUCCUAUUGUAUCGAUGAUCCAAGAUAAAGUCUUUCUUCAUAGCUGGAGUGAGCUCAAGAAUGCUGUGAUUGAAGGGGGAGUUCCAUUCAAUAGAGCUCAUGGGGGAGUUCAUGCCUUUGAGUACCCUCGCUUGGAUCAAAGAUUUAAUCAAGUUUUCAACAACGCAAUGAUAAACUACUCCACUACGGCCAUCAAGGCCGUUGUCAAGUGCUACAACGGUUUUGCAAACCUCAAGCAACUGGUUGAUGUUGGUGGUGGCCUCGGGGUCACCCUUAAAAUCAUCACGUCUGCAUACCCUUCAAUCAAAGGCAUCAACUUCGAUUUGCCUCAUGUUAUUCAAGAUGCACCUUCCUAUCCAGGUGUGGAACACGUAGGAGGAGACAUGUUCGAGAAAGUUCCCGAGGGAGAUGCUAUUUUCAUAAAGUGGAUACUUCACGAUUGGAGUGACGAACAUUGCGUGAAGCUACUGAAAAAUUGCUACGCUGCGAUCCCGGACGAUGGAAAGGUAAUCGUGAUGGAGGGAGUGCUUCCAACGGUGCCUGAGACCUCAGAAGCAGCUAAAGGCAUCAUCCAAGGCGAUGUGCUUAUGAUGACUCAAAACCCAGGAGGAAAGGAGCGAACUCGUGAUGAGUUUGAAGCCCUCGCAACCAAGGCUGGGUUUAAACACGUCAAAUUCGUCUGUUUCCUAAGCAAUCACUGGAUCAUAGAGUUCUUGAAAUGAACCUAUGUUUACUUUUUUUUAAAUAAUGUCGGUGCUUAUUUAUUUUAGUACUUAAAAAGAGCCGUUUGGUUCGAUGUUUUGUUUAAGAUGCUGGAAAAAAUUGCAAGGUUUUGACAAAAAAUGAGCAGAAAUAUAAACGGAGUUUGGAGUGAUGA